AAGAAUAAACUCAAAAUUUUCAAGUGAAAAUAAAAACAUACAAAUAUACAAAAAAUCAAAAGUGUGAUAAAUGUUAAAGUGUGCGUACUAUGUCACACAACGGCAGUACCAGAAAUUCCCUCUCGGAGUCAUCCAGCAGUUCACCAAACCAAGCACUGAUGAUGAGGGAUAGUAAUGAUUUCACCGACUUAACUCUGUUCGGAUCUGCAGCGCCGGUGUUCAGUCGCACUGGAACUGUGCGAAGAGCUUCCAAAAAAAUUGAAAAAGAAGUCAGUGUUAAUGGGGAUGAUAGUGAAUUGCAGCAGACCAAGUCGCCCAGAACUAGUCCGGAGCUGCAUCCAGCUCCAGAGAGGUAUCGGAAAUCCUUGGACAGUACAUACAGACUCAGCCUCGAAUCAAUUUCUGAGUACAAGACCAAGAGCUCCUUCUCCGCAGCGUCGCUUUACCCUAGCCGAGAAUGCAGCUCCAUGGAGUCGUCUUCAUCCGACUGCACCGACUACGCCGUUCGCAGUACUACCGAUACCAAAGACGAAAAAACAUUAAUGAGUCCCGGUUCGAGUUAUUUAAGUUGGAUCGAAAGCGUCAAUAGCGAGUAUUUCGGUAGUGCGACAAGUACCGCGGAGGUAACAGACGUGGACAAUAAAGUUGGUGAGUGGAACAAUUUCUGGUUAAAUUAUAACAGUGCGAGGAGUCGGUACUUGUCGAGUCCUUAUCUGAGUACUUCGAACGAGGAUCGUACUGGUGACGAACUCUCAGACGCUAAGAGCACGUGCAGUACGCAGCGCGAGUUUACGGAGAAGACGGCCAAUGAACAGGUGAUGCUGUCGGUAGAUGAGGUAAAUGAAAUCAUCAAGUGCUCGCAAAGAAUUACGGAGAUACUUCAAAACGGACUGAAGAGGGCAGAAGAGUACGAUGAUUCGAAAAAUGAUUCGUAUUACUCACAACCGUACUCGUUGCAAUUGCCAGUCAGUUGUGAACUGUUGGAAAACAUUCGCAAUUUUUUAAAAUACUUAGACCUGAUACGCGAUGAGAAACCAGGCCUUAAGAAGUUAAAACGUUUUAUGAAAAUGAAGUCCUUCAGUGAUCCCCACUCAGUUCCCAAUUCUAUGAAGAGAAUAACGCAAUUUUUCCAGAACUCCAAGGAAGAAAUCAUCAUACCUCGUGAGCGUUCGUACUCCUACGCAAUGGAUCCUACAGAAAUUCAGAAGCAGAAGCAACAACUGCUGAAACCUACACCUCAGUCGUCAAGCAGUAGUUGCAUAAACGCUUUACUAAACACCGGCGUCGCUGACAUUCUCAAAAGGGUGAUAACGAAGCGUCGCGACGCUUUCAACCAAGACGACCCUCCUCCGCCAGCGCCCCGACAAAGUUUCUCGGACUGGUCUAGCUCCAAGUGAUAGUUAGAAUAACCAAUUAAACACGUUGUUUGUUAUAUUGUAAUUCCGCAUAGUUUUGAUAAGAAUAAUAAUGAUAAUUUUAUUUCACUUUUAUGUACACAAAUACGCACGUCACAAAUACGAAACAAAAAAUCAAAUUAUAUGCAA
Molecule: messenger RNA, 1544 nt
Organism: Zophobas morio
Lineage: Eukaryota; Metazoa; Arthropoda; Insecta; Coleoptera; Tenebrionidae
Exons: 4
Coding region: 90-1397 (435 amino acids)
Source: RefSeq, a predicted model, not a curated record